Messenger RNA from Octodon degus (degu), 1718 nucleotides. RefSeq names its product osteopetrosis associated transmembrane protein 1 (gene Ostm1). The record is from RefSeq and is a predicted model, not a curated record. The transcript has 6 exons. NCBI's taxonomy places the organism in Eukaryota, Metazoa, Chordata, Mammalia, Rodentia, Octodontidae. Gene Ontology annotation, biological process: osteoclast differentiation. Gene Ontology annotation, cellular component: cytosol. The coding region runs from base 76 to 1080 and encodes 334 amino acids.
GGAAGCGGUGGCUGUGGUGGUGCCGGCUAGGGGUGAGGAACCGAGCUCCGAGACCUGGGGCUUGUGAACCCGGUGAUGGAGCCAGGCCCUACAGUGGCGCCGCGGAAGUCGUCGUCGCUGCGGUGGCUGCCGCUAGUGACGCUGUUGUGGUCCAGGCUGGCCCUGGGCGCGCUCCCCUUCCCGGGCAGCCCGCGCGGGGUCUCUCCGGACCUCUGGUCGGAGCAGCAGUUGCUGGAGGUGGAGGACCUGACCCUGUCUCUGCUGCGGGGUGGAGCCCUGGGACCGCUGUCGCUCCCUCCGGACCUGCCCGAUCUGGAUCCCGAGUGCCGGGAGAUGCUGCUGGACUUCGCCAACAGCAGCGCAGAGCUGACCGGGUGUCUUGUGCGCAGCGCUCGGCCCGUACGCCUCUGUCAGACCUGCUUCCCGCUCUUCCAACAGGUCGCCGGCAAGAUGAACACCAUCAGCCGCGCCGUGGGGAAUACGUCAGAAAGUCAGAGCUGUGCCAGAAGUCUGUUAAUGGCGGAUAGGAUGCAAGUAGUUGUAAUUCUCUCUGAGUUUUUUAAUUCCACAUGGCAGGAGGCAAAUUGUGCAAAUUGUUUAACAAACAACAGUGAAGAAUUAUCGAACGCUACAGUAUCUUUCCUCAACCUGUUUAAUCAAACCUUGACCUGCUUUGAGAGUAACCUUCAGGGGAGCACACACAGUCUUCUACCACCAAAAAAUUACUCAGAGGUGUGCAAAAGCUGCCGUGAAAAAUACAAAAAUCUAAGUAAUCUGUACAGUGAAAUGCAAAAAAUGAAUGAACUGGAGAAUAAGGCUGAACCUGGAACACACUUAUGCAUUGAUGUAGAAGAUGCAAUGAAUAUUACUCGAAAACUCUGGAGUCGAACUUUCAACUGCUCGGUCCCUUGCAGUGACACAGUGCCUGUAAUUGCUGUUUCUGUGUUCAUACUCUUCCUCCCCGUCGUCUUCUACCUUAGUAGCUUCCUUCACUCGGAACAAAAGAAACGCAAACUCAUCCUACCCAAACGUCUAAAAUCUAGUACCAGUUUUGCCAAUAUUCAAGAAAAUUCAAACUGAAAUCUACAAAAUGAAGAUUGGACAUACCACAUGGCUAUGUGAUGAAAGAUACAGCUUGGUGAGAAAGAAGAGAAAUGAUCUGACAAGUCAACUUACUAAGAAAUGCAAGGAAUUAGAAUUUCUUGUUGAAUAAGAAUUUUCAACUUUUCUUUUUCUUUCUACCUUUUUUUUUUUUUUAAGGAAUUGGAUUUGUUAAUUUCCAAACGUGAUUAUCUAUUUUAAAGUGUAUUUGUUACAAUAACAAAAUAUACAAGGAAAACUUUUAUUUUGUGGAAUAUUAAUACUACUUGAGACUAAACAUUUAAAAAUUAAUGUUAUAGCAAAGUCUUUGAAAAAGAAAUCUACUUGCUAAAUGGUAGCAGAUCCAAAGAUUAAUUCCGAUUACUCCUUGUUCCAGUAUUACUGUUAGGGUUAUAUUUAAUAUGUCAUAUGUACAAUAAUAUAUAACUCAAUGUCUAGUUUCCAUAAUGUUGUUUUUGAAACCACUAAUUAUAAAUAUCCUUAACAAUUUUUAGGAGUGGUGAGCCGCAUUGCAUUUAUCUUUGUAAAAAGAUUUAUGGUUGGGACCGGGGAGAUGGCUCAGUAAAACAAGUGCUUCCCUGGCAAGCGCAAGGGCCUGAGUUCAAUCCCUGGUUCUG